ACCGAAGACCCUUUCAGUAACCGGGAUAGUGAUGAUUUGAGAUGCCGGUUGCCACGGAAUUUGAAAUCGGUCAUCGCGACCAGGUGAACGUGAUUAAAUUCAAUUUCUACGGUAAUCGCAUUCUCACGGCUUCCUCCGAUCAUCGCGUCAAGGUUUGGGACCAGAACGAAGCCGGCUGGGAGCUAAUAGAUACAUGGCGCGCCCAUGAUGCUGAAAUUUACGAUGCAGCAUGGAACGGUCCGUUUACCGGCCAGCAUAUCGGCACUGUAGGCAAUGACAUGAAGUUCAAGCUCUGGCAGGAAGAUCUUACGCAGCCUCCCAACUCCGGACGCCGUUUUCGCAGCAUUUUUCGAUUGACCUCUCCCGUUCGCACCCCCUAUGUUUCCCUCGAUUUCCGUAACAUCGACCUUGACUCGUGGCUUGCGGUCAUCACCCGGGAUGGUCUUCUUACAGUCCUUGAGCCGGUCGGAGGCGACACCUUGGCCGAAUGGCAACAAAUUGACCAGUUCCGAGUUUGCGCCGAACCUCAACGUGGCGAGGAGACCAGCUUCAAGGUCCAAUUCCAUCAUGAUCCGUUCGAUAUGACACAUCUUGUUAUGCCGUCGUGGGACAGCAAAAGCCUCUCUCUGGUAGUUGCAGCAAUGGAUACUGUGAAAGUCUAUAGGAUGGGCGCCGAUCGGCAGUUCUACCAUGCUAUCGAACUUACGGGGCAUCCCUCUCUCGUGCGCGAUGUCUCUUGGGCUCGCGGUUCCGUACGCGGGUAUGAUUUAAUUGCGAGCGGUUCUAAAGAUGGCACCAUCAAAAUCUUCGAGGUUUAUACAUCUACUGCAAGCAAUAAUGUUACAAACGGGGCUAGUGAAGGUGCAAGUUCGACCAACUCUCAGAGGGCAUCGCCAAUGCGCCCCGCAACUCAAUCUGGAAUCGGGUCUGCCCUUGCGAGUCGAACCACUGCGCCCAUUGCGGAUAAGCAAAGAAGCGGGAGAAGCGCCUUCGAGCAUACAUUUAAAGAAGUGGGAUCUAUCGAUAGCAAGCACGCAUGUGUGUGGCAGGUUCAGUUUUCUCAUGCAGGCGACUGCCUUAUGUCCUCUGGGGAUGACGGUAUGGCUCGAUUUUGGAAACGGGCCGUCUCAGGAAAAUGGCUCGAGUUUGCAGAGGCAGAUAUGACAGAGGAGUCAUAGUUCUAUUUAGAGAUGGGACCCCGUUUUCGGCGUCAGGCCACAUCACCAAACCGAUCUUUUCCUCUUGCUUAACCCGGAGUACGGCGAUAAAUAGGGCAUGGUUAUCCUUCUUGUAACAGCAUGAUACCCUUCAAUACGAAUGAUUUCCUGGUGGUAUUUCUGUUUGUUCCACGAAAGUAGCUUUUCAACAGAUAGUUGGGCGAUAAUAAAUAUCAACAAUUAAACCCAGC
Messenger RNA from Coccidioides immitis RS, 1408 nucleotides. RefSeq names its product nuclear pore protein. The record is from RefSeq and is a predicted model, not a curated record. Gene Ontology annotation, biological process: cellular response to amino acid starvation; positive regulation of TORC1 signaling. Gene Ontology annotation, molecular function: structural molecule activity; protein binding. NCBI's taxonomy places the organism in Eukaryota, Fungi, Ascomycota, Eurotiomycetes, Onygenales, Onygenaceae. Bases 42 to 1178 code for a protein of 378 amino acids. Gene Ontology annotation, cellular component: nuclear pore outer ring; Seh1-associated complex. The transcript is spliced from 4 exons.